Messenger RNA from Panonychus citri (citrus red mite), 3642 nucleotides. Its product is annotated as F-box/LRR-repeat protein 14-like. Bases 680 to 2716 code for a protein of 678 amino acids. Gene Ontology annotation, cellular component: SCF ubiquitin ligase complex. The transcript is spliced from 2 exons. Gene Ontology annotation, molecular function: protein binding. Gene Ontology annotation, biological process: SCF-dependent proteasomal ubiquitin-dependent protein catabolic process. Lineage: Eukaryota; Metazoa; Arthropoda; Arachnida; Trombidiformes; Tetranychidae. The record is from RefSeq and is a predicted model, not a curated record.
GAGAAGAAAGAAGAAUAAUGAUUCUCUUUCUUAUCUUUCAAUAGAGAAAAAGAAAGAGAGAAACAGAAGAGAAAGAGAGAGAAAGAGUCGCUCUCACUUUGGUUCGCUCUCAGUUCUCUACUCACAUUUCUAAAAGAUCACAUUUGGAUCUUUGCUUAUCUUAAUUCUCUGUUUUUCCAAUCAAAAUUUUCGCUUUAAUUGUGAUUCGUAUUUCUAAUUAAUUCUCGUUAAUUGUCAUUAAAUUGUUUUCCAUUUUCUUUUUCUAUUCUUUUCUAAAAGCUCAAUAGAAUUUGAUUCAAUUCUCUUCUAGUGUCAACCUUGUUUUCUACUCUCAAUCCAAUUGCUUUUUCUUGGUGUUUCCAAUUUCUCUUGAAAAAGUGUUCAUCAUGAAGUGAAUUGUAAUUUAAUUGUGACUUGAACUCUACCUGAUUCAACAAUUUAACAUCAAAUUGUUACCAUUGUAAAAGGAAAACCAAUUGUGUAUCUAAUAGUAGAAAAAGGAAUCCAGAUAUUACUCAUAUUUGGGUUUUUCUUUCAUUUUCAUUUUCGUUUUGGUUUUGUUUUUUUCUAUUCUCUUUCUCUCUGGUGAAAAUACUCUUACAGUUUAUCCUGUAUUCCAUUUUUGUUCCGGUUCCUUUAUCAACCUUAUGGUUUAUCAAUUGUUUUCUAUUCUAUUAUAAUGGAUCGAAGGAACAAGAAGAGUAAAAUCUCAGCAAAUUUCAGUAAUUAUACACAUCAACCUGUUCUACCUAUACCUUAUUCUCAUGUGGCUGGGUUACAUCAUUUUCAUCAUUCUCUUCAUCAGCCUCAUCAUUUUCACCAUCAACCCUCAUCCAUGGCUGGUGCAGCUUCAGCCUUAAUCUCACAACAUGAGACAUUCGGUGCAACAACAACAACAACCAUGAUACCCUCAGUAACUAACACUGAAUCCUGGUUAAAUCAUCACCAUAACCAUCACCAUCUCCUUCACCACCACCAACAGCAACAACAACAACAACAACAACUUCACCAUCAAAUCCAUUCACAACAAACAGAACCGGUGACUAGAUGUCCAACUAAUCCUACCGAUGGUACAAAUAAUAAAAUGGAGAUUGAUACGGAAUAUACAAGCAAUACAACGGUUGAAAAUUUGUACCCAGAGAUUUUGUCCAUCAUAUUUUCAUACCUUGACUUACGUUCUAAAGGUAGAGCUGCCCAGGUAUGCUCAACAUGGAUGGAAGCCUGUUAUGACAAGUCUGUUUGGAAAGGCGUUGAGGCCAAACUUCACCUUAAAAAGAUAAAUUCAACAAUGAUUGACAGUUUAAAUCGUCGAGGGAUUAAAAGAGUACAGAUUCUGAGUUUCCAAAAAGGUCUAAAAGAGCUGACAAACAUUAGGAACCUUGAACGUCUCACACUAACUGGUUGUUAUAAUCUGACCGAUUUACAUUUAUCUCAAGCCUUAUCCCAAGAGAUGCCUUCGUUGAAACAACUGAGCUUGGGCAUGUGUAAACAAAUAACCAUCAAUAUGUACGUGUCACUUUGUCACAUAUUAUCAAAUACACCAAAUAUUGAGGUUCUCGAUUUAGGUGGAUGUAGUGAAAUCACGGACGAUGCUCUUACUGCCAUAAGGAAAUGUUUAAGAAGAUUAAAGCAACUUAAUAUACGAAGCUGUCGAUAUAUUACCGAUUUUGGUAUUUCAAGACUUUGUUUGGAUAAAUUAACAAAUGAUUUGAGUGAUUGGAAACUCAAUUCUAGUGAUAAUAUUUUUAAUAGACAUAAUCACCAUAAUGAUACCAAAGAUAAAAGUGCUCUAAGAUAUUCAAAUUCAAAAGAUGCUAACGAGCAAAUUGAUUCCGGUUUAACAUCACUCGAACUAUUGGAUUUACAAGAUUGUCAAACUUUAACUGACGAUUCGCUUAAAUUUAUCUCAUUUGGAUUAAAAAGUUUACAAUGUUUAAAUUUAAGCUUUUGCGUUGGAAUCACCGACAUGGGACUUAAAUAUCUUUCCACCAUGACAUCAUUAAAAGAAAUUAACCUUCGAAGCUGUUCAAAUAUAACCGAUAUUGGCCUUCGAUAUUUAAGUGAAUCGGGAAUCCAAUUGAAAAUAUUAGAUGUAUCUUUUUGCGAUAAAAUUGGUGACACUGGUUUAAUUUAUAUCUCACAAGGAUUAACAUCCCUUGUAACCUUAAGUCUUAAUUCAUGUCCAAUAACAGACCAAGGAUUAAUUAAGGUUUCCACAAGUUUAACCAAUCUGAAAACCCUCAACAUUGGUCAAUGUAAUAAGAUAACCGAUGUUGGUGUAGCCUCAUUAGCGGAAAAUUGCUUGAAAUUGGAAAAUAUUGAUCUUUAUGGUUGCACGAGGAUUACCCAAACCGGACAAGAGAAGAUACUUCGAUUACCUUUAUUGAAAUAUCUAAACACUGGACUAUGGCAAGACUUGGAAACACCAGUUUACUUUCAUCCUUUUGCACCAAAUUCACUGGUUCGAGAUCACCAUUCACCUGGAUGUGUUUUACGACAAUCAAAUCGUAAUUUUCCCUCAGCAAAUCAAUACAAUUCUAAUCAAUUGCUCAACCAAUAUAAAAGCAUCUACGCUGCUAAUUGCGGGGACAAUAUGUUUCUACGAAACUGUAUACUAACCAAACUUUGUGAUUCUUGCCAAAAUGUCAGUUUCCUUUUAAAUCCAACUAUACUCGCAUCUCCCCUUUACAUUGUCCUUAGACUGGAUAAAUCAUGAAAACAACAAUCAACGCCAAUUAGUGUUCAUUAAUUAACUCUAUUUUCAUCGUCAUCUUUUUCCCUGUGUAUAUAUUUAUCUUUUUCCAUCAUCAUCACCACCAUCACCUUCAUCGUCGUCGUCAUUGAUAAACAAGCGAAGGAAAAAAGCAACAACAAUCAAGCCAAUAAAGUCUUCAUUGGGAGAGAAAUAAAUUUAAAGAAAAUCGAAUUUAAUUUAACUUUUUCUCUACAACUAAUUGAAAUUAUCUUUGCCGAUUAUUGGUAAAAAAUUAAGACAACGCCUUAAAUCAGCCAUCCAAAUGCCGAUUUCUCUCUCUCAAAUUCAUAAUUCAAUCUAAGAUCAUUUAUCUUCCUGUAUCAUCGUUAAUUGUCACAUUUACUAACUCAUCAUCCAAGCGACAGUUCUUAAUCAGCAGCAAUUAAGCUAUUUUCCAUGUUGAAUUGUAAUAUCAUUGUUAUAAUUAUGAUUCUCUCAAUGUUAAUAGCUUUUCCAACCAUCAUCAUCAUCUAAAAUCACUAUUUAAUCAAUGAUUUAGUCAAACAAACUUCCACUGUUUGAUCAAUGAUCAAACAGUCACCUCAAGAAUCUUCUUCAUCAUCCUCAUCCUCAUUUCCAUCUUCAUCUUCAUCUUGAUCGUCAUAAAAAAAGAAACUUUUUUUCUACUGUAAACUUUUCUCGACAAUCAACAAAUCAAAUUAUCCAAUUAAUAUCAUUUCUGAUAUUAUUUUGGUUACAUUAACGGACUUACCUCUCGAAUCUUUCUUUUUGUAAACAACUGAUUCUGACUGUAAACUUUGAUCAAAUGAUAAUAAUGUUUAUUAUUAUUACUAUUAUUAUAAUUUAUCCUGACAAUUAAUUAUUAUACAAUUUGUAAAUGUGCAAACCAAGUUAUUUUGUGUAGAAUUAACUAAUUAAAAAAAACG